This is a messenger RNA of Linum trigynum, 2980 nucleotides long. NCBI's taxonomy places the organism in Eukaryota, Viridiplantae, Streptophyta, Magnoliopsida, Malpighiales, Linaceae. The record is from the annotation of a GenBank genome assembly.
CGUUUCUCUAAGACUCGUUCCAGGAAGACACGGGAUCGGGUGAAGGGAACGAAACUCUGGGGGUGCAAGAAGGGACAAUGCACGGAACCAACGACAAGAUUGGCGACCAUGAAUGCUGACGUCACUGGUCAACAAGAUUAACAUUUAUUUAUGGCCAAAUUCACUUGCAUAGCCAAAACUUUGACGAUUGUGACAAAUAUAGCCAAUUUUGGAGAAAUACCAUAAAUAGCCAGAUUUUUGAAAGUUCGAUGACAAAUAUAGCCAUUUCCGUUACAUAAUUUGACGGCGUCAAUGGCACCGUUAGUCUAUUUAACGGACAGUUGAUGUGGCUGCCACCUCAUCGUGUCUUUCCUUCCCACCUCAGCAUCCAUUGACAGGUGGGAUGCCACGUCACAUUAAAAUUUUAAUUUUUUAACAAAUUAUUUUUUAAAAUUUUUUAUUUCAUAUUCUUUCCCCUGACUUCAUCUUCACCAACAAAACCUCUCUCCCACUCCUCUGUCUUUUUCUCCCCUCUGGUCCAACCUCUCUCUCUAUCUAUCUCACCCUUUCAUUCACCCAAGCCCUCUAACCAUCAUCUUCAACCUCCGACCAGUAAAUCCAGAAAAUGAUGCCUCCUCAAAAUGACCCAAUUCAAAACCUGGAAUCCAACCCUAGGAUCUCACCGAUAAAAUCGAUUCCACUCUGGGUCCUCUCUCGGCUCUACCCAUCUUCUUCCUCUGUCUCAGACACCGAUAAAAUUAAUGUCUUCCACGCCUUCAUCUACCUUUUCCUUCUUUCCAGCUUCGCAAGAAUCGAUCUCAAUCUUCUCCCUGAAACCCUCCACCUUCUUCCUUUUCUCUUCUUUCCACAAGAUGUACAUCCAAUCUUCUCAUCGAAACUCCUCCGCCAUCACUCCAGAUCGACGACAACACUCAUCGACGAACACACCCAUCCAGCCGAUCCACCCCUCCAUCGAGUCACCCCUCAAUCCAGUCCGGCUCGUCUCCCCGAUUCACUCCUCCAUCUCCGUUCCGACUUCGACAAAGGCAACCAUGCAUCAUCUUGCUGUCGGCAAAGACAACCGCUCAUCCUCUUCUCUCCUCUUCUCGCUCUGGCACGGCAUGGCGGCUUCUGACGAUGCUGGUCUGUGGGAGAGUUAGGGAUUUAUGGAUUUUGGGAUUUGGGUCGCUUGAUCUGCCAUCUGGGUCGCACCACUAAGAACGACGACAUCUUUGGGGCUUCUUGGCUUUAUCAUCGUCUCCUCUGUCUCAGACUCACAGAUCGAGGAAGGAAGGCCGAUCUGGAGAGUUAGGGAUUUAUGGGUUUUUGGAUAUUUGAUUGUGUGAUUUUGGGGGUUUGAUCUGAAAAUGGUAGGAAGAGAUGGCGACGAUUUUGUUUCUGAAUUUUUUGGGUUUAUGUUUUCUGGGCAUAAAAGAGGCGGUCAAGAUUUGAGGCAAAAACUACUUUUCACGGCAGCUGCCAAUAGUGGGGGUCGGGGGAGGUCGUCGGGAGAGAAGAAGGAGAGAACGAAGAGUGAUGAGGGGACUAGGGUUGAGCACUUAAUUGUUUGUUUAAGAUGAACAGGCGGUGGUGGUGGGGAGAAAGACAUUUAUUUUUUUAUUGUUUUUAUGAUUUUUUAAAUUUAAUUUGAUAAAAAAUAGAAGUAUAAAAUUUUAAUUAUUUUCCACCUAACAUUAUAUUUUAAUAAAAUAUGCCACGUCAACCACUGAUGUUAGUCUAGUCAGCACGCUAACUAACACCGUCAAACAAUUAGACGGAAGUGGCUAUUUUUGGUAUUUUGUCAAAAGUGGCUAUAUUUGGCAAAACCGUCAAACUUUUGGCUAUACAAGUGUAUUUGAUCCAAUCAACAGUAUAAUUUAUAGCUGAAAAGUAAAACUGCAACCACCAUUCAAAAUUUCCUGCCCAUAGAGUGAUUUUAGGAAGCUAAUGUGGCAGAGUGUUAAGCGGAAAAAAAAAAAAGGAGUCCCGCCUGAUUUCAGAACCAAAAAACUCUCCACUAACCACUUUUUUCUCCUUCCAAGCCCAUGUUCUCAUUUAAUUUGUAUAAAAAACUCUCUACUACCCACUUUUUUCUCCUUCCAGGCCCACGUUCUCAUUUAAUUUGUAUUCAUUUGUAUUUUUUAUUUUCGAUUUCCCUUCCUUCCACUCUUUCACCUCAUUCGAAUAAGUUUCUUGGCCUUCAGAAAACCAAACCUGACUCAAUCAUCUGGUUCUUUUAUGUGCUUGCAUCUACCUUUGAUUUCCGUUCUCUAAGCGUUAGAUCGGUAUUGGUUUUGCCGUAAGUUAUUCUUCCUCUUUCAGAUUUCUGUUUGUUGUUGUCGCUGCUUUUAAGUUUUAGGGAUUCGGGUUCUGGGUUUUUUUUUCCAGGAAUUCGGUUGCAAAGAUUCAUUCCCUUACCUUUGGUUCAUUCCGUUUUCUUUAUUCUCUCUUACCUUCCUCACUUCAUUCUGUUGAUUGGAUUCUCUAGAGAUCAAAAGGGGAUUUUUAAUUUUUCCCUUUCUCUUGAAAGUAACAAAGCUGCUUACUUUAAAUUCCACUUCGCUUAGACUGUCUUCCAGAGAGCAGCCGACUGCCGAUUUUGAGCUGAGUUUUUCCGGGCCGCAGAGAAAGAAGAGGAAAGAAAGAGACGUUCGGCGGCGGCAGCCAGGUACUUCGUCCGGGUCGUUUUCCGGGUCAGUAAACCGAAGGGCCGGCUAUAAACUACCGCUGGCCUGGCGGGGGAAAAGGAAAGCGUAAACCAUAAGGCCUCGGGGAUCCAUUUCUCUCGCCAGCCCAUACUUCAGAGGCCCAGCCUACUUGAGUCCAGAACCAGCCCAUCGCCGACGAAAUUUGGCGCGCCGUCCCCCACCCGCCACCACGUAUGAGACAUAAUCAAUUUACUUUCUGAUGUUAACUAUGUUGCAGGUAAAUGUCGAAAUCCAACUUGAUCAGUAAGGUUUUCUCUCAUAUGUUUCUAGGUUAAUUAAUCUAAUGGGACUGG